AUGGACUGUUGGUCUAUUAAUGGUGAAAGUGAAUACAUUAUAAUGACAAACCAAGGCGGAGCAGACUACGAAAGAGCUAUUGGUAUCUGUCAGGGAUUGAAUGCUUCACUUGUCAGCAUCCAUAGCAAGGACGAAGACAAAUACAUAGAUAACUUAAGAGAACAAUAUGCUGGAGUCCCUGUUUGGAUUGGUAUGCGAAGUUUCGGAAUAGGUCUAGUUCAUAUUUGGUCAGACGAAACUCCCAUUGAUUAUUUACCGAAAAUAGAGAGGAUUACUUUUCCAUUAGAAGUUGCGUGUGUAUAUGUGUACUAUAACUGGUAUGAGGGAGACUGUGAUAAUUCUCUAAAUUUUGUGUGCAUUGUUUCAGUUGCGUGUGUAUAUGUGUACUAUAACUGGUAUGAGGGAGACUGUGAUAAUUCUCUAAAUUUUGUGUGUAUUGUUUCAGUUGCGUGUGUAUAUGUGUACUAUAACUGGUAUGAGGGAGACUGUGAUAAUUCUCUAAAUUUUGUGUGUAUUGUUUCAGUUGCGUGUGUAUAUGUGUACUACAACUGGUAUGAGGGAGACUGUGAUAAUUCUCUAAAUUUUGUGUGUAUUGUUUCAGUUGCGUGUGUAUAUGUGUACUAUAACUGGUAUGAGGGAGACUGUGAUAAUUCUCUACAUUUUGUGUGCAAGAGAAUAGCUGCAAAUUCAAGUCAGAUGUGUAUCACAACAUCUCCAUUACCAACAACAGUAGUUACAACUUCCUCGAACACCGUCAAACAUCCUAGCUCUCAAUUUACUGGUAACGGACAAACAACUGAAUCUGAAGUGAAAAACACCAACCAAAAAUAUACCAGUGACGAACUUACAACGAAUUCAUUGCGAAGAACUUCUGACCAAAAGACAUCCAUUAUACAGAUAUCCACAGAAGAAAAUAUGAAAAAUUCAGAAUACACAACUUUAUCUCAUGGAAAGACAGAUAACAUAUUGUCGGAAGAAGAACUAUCAACAAACAGCUUGUCAUCCAAGAAAGAUCAACCCCAAACAAGGUCAACUACUGUCAAAAUAAAAACGUCAACUAAAAAACCGGCUCCACUUUUACCACACGAGAUCGACGAAAAGGUCCAAGAAAUUGUCAAAAACCUGAAGAUUUACAACUUACCUAAGCGAUCGGCUAGAGAGGCACCAGGAGGAGAGGCUAUCGGGGCUGUAGCUUUGUUUAUCCUGAUUGGUAUUUUAGGCGGAAUUGUCCUGCUGGAUCUAGUCACUAUACAAAAUCAUCUGAAAUUGUUCAUGCGGAACAUCAGACGUAGACCUUAUAAAGCCAAGAAAAAGAAUAUUGAACAACCUGACGAUUCGUCGGCAUCAGCAAUUUCAGAAGAAACAUAUCGACGAACAGUUUGA
This is a messenger RNA of Mytilus trossulus (common blue mussel), 1383 nucleotides long. RefSeq lists its product as uncharacterized. The record is from RefSeq and is a predicted model, not a curated record. The transcript has 5 exons. NCBI's taxonomy places the organism in Eukaryota, Metazoa, Mollusca, Bivalvia, Mytilida, Mytilidae. Bases 1 to 1383 code for a protein of 460 amino acids.